Messenger RNA from Papaver somniferum (opium poppy), 1893 nucleotides. RefSeq lists its product as uncharacterized. Gene Ontology annotation, molecular function: RNA-DNA hybrid ribonuclease activity; nucleic acid binding. The transcript has 3 exons. The record is from RefSeq and is a predicted model, not a curated record. NCBI's taxonomy places the organism in Eukaryota, Viridiplantae, Streptophyta, Magnoliopsida, Ranunculales, Papaveraceae. Bases 1 to 1893 code for a protein of 630 amino acids.
AUGGGUCCUACUGGUUUCAUCAAAUCAGAAAGAGGUCUAAAACAGGGUGAUCUGCUUUCUCAUUACCUCUACAUUAUAUGCUCUGAAGCUCUAUCCUCUUACAUUGAUAAUCUUCAGAAAAAGAAUAUUGUAGAGGGUAUUAAGGUCCAUAAAGAUGCCCCUGAAAUGACACAUCUUUUGUUUGCUGAUGAUUCUUUUUUGUUUUCUAAAGUCACUGCCCAGAAUUUUCUUGUCAUAAAAGACUACCUUCAAAAAUAUUGUUUGGCUUCUGGGCAAAAAAUAAAUUUUGAAAAAUCUGGAAUCUUGUUUAGUAGGAAAAUUCCUGAACAUAGGAAAGCUCUCCUGGCCAAUAUUUUAGACAUUCAAAGCAGGGAUCUGGGAGAGAAAUAUCUUGGAACCCCUACUGUUUUUCAAGCUUCUAAAAUCCAAAUUCACAUGAGAAUUCUUCAGGCUGUGGAUGCCAGAAUCACAGUCUGGCUUCAUAAGCUCUUAUCCCAAGCUUCUAGAACUACCCUUAUUAAGCACAUUGGCCAGGCUAUUCCUCUUUUCCAAAUGGGUGCAUUUCUUAUUCCUAAACACCUCUGCAAACAGAUGGAUUCCCAUCUCUGUAAGUUCUGGUGGGGUGAAAUAUUAGAUCCAAAAGAUAGGAAACUGCAUCUGCUUGGUUGGGACAUUCUUUGCUCCCCCAAAGCAGAAGGAGGUUUGGGUUUUAGAAAGGCUGAUCUAAACAGCCUAGCCAUGCUAGCUAGGAAUGCUUGGAGAAUUAUUGAAAAUCCUGAUUGCUUGUUAGCUACUGUUCUCAAGGCCAAGUAUUUCCCAAGAACUGAUUUCUUGAAUGCUAAGUGCACUGGAAAGUGCUCUUGGACCUGGAGGUGCUUGCAUGCCAUAAAAGAACUGAUUAAGCCUUUUAUUUAUUGGAUUGUGGGGGAUGGAAAUUUUAUUGAUCCUUGGUGUGAUAAAUGGAUUCCUUCUUUGGGUUCAGCUACACCAACCCCCCUUGUCCCACCUGACCCUAAUGUUAAAGUGUCUUAUUUUAUUAAUCCUCUUACUGGAAACUGUGAUGUUUCUAGACUCAAUACCCACUUUAACAAUGCUUUUGUUCAGAAUAUUGUUACCAUUCCCUUAAGCCAGCUUUGCAUUCCUGAUAGGAAGGCUUGGGAUCUUUCAAAGAAUGGAAAAUUUACCUCUAAAUCUGCCUAUAUGGGACUCAGAGGCCUUAGGCCAUCUCCCUGUAAAAAUCUUUGGAUGCGUAUCUGGAAAGUUAGAAUCCCAUACAGGAUUCAAGUGUUUUUAUGGAAAGCAGCUAGAAAUGCCCUGCCUUCUAGAACUAUUUUGCAUACUAGAAUGCCUAUGCAGACUGUGGAUUGCCCCAGCAAAAACAAUUUUAUUUUUCAAAAUAUGUCUGAGGACCAUAUCACUGUCCUAGCCAGAGCUAGAGCUAUGCUCCUUACUAGGAAAUAUAGUAUCACUGUCUCCCCUAUGUUGUCUGUUGGUGUUUGUGAUAAAUGGAUGCCCCCCUCUCUUGGUUGGAUCAAAUGUAAUACUGAUGGUGCCUUUGAUGUGAUCUCUGGAGCAAAUGGUGUAGGGUAUGUGAUGCGUGAUUUUGCAAAGAAAGCUACCUUUUGUGCCUCCUUAGUCUUCGAAGUUCACUCUGCCGAAGAAGAUGAAGCCAGAGCCAUCUGGGCAGUCCUGAAGAAAGACUUGGAGCAACAGUUCACUCACAUCAUAGUUGAAAGUUAUGCGAAAUCUCUCAUUGACCAAUUUUCUGAUGGCAAGUUUGAUGGAGACUCGCGUACGGAUGCAAUCUUCAAAGACAUUCAAUUUUACUCUUCUAAGUUAGUUGCUUGUGUUUUUAGUUUUCAACCGCGUAUUUGUAACUCUGUAGCUCAUUAG